Mobula hypostoma (lesser devil ray) is the source of this 5320-nucleotide messenger RNA. RefSeq names its product eukaryotic translation initiation factor 3 subunit A-like. NCBI's taxonomy places the organism in Eukaryota, Metazoa, Chordata, Chondrichthyes, Myliobatiformes, Myliobatidae. The record is from RefSeq and is a predicted model, not a curated record. Bases 177 to 1154 code for a protein of 325 amino acids. The transcript has 2 exons.
CCCCACAGGGCCUGUUUCCAUGUUGUUUGACCCCAAAGGGCCUGUUUCCAUACUGUUGGACCCCAAAGGGUCUGUUUCUAAGCUGUUUGACUCUAAAGGGCCUGUUUCCGUGUUGUUUGACCCCAAAGGGCCUGUUUCCGUGUUGUUUGACCCCAAAGGGUCUGUUUCCGUGUUGUAUGACCCCAAAGGGCCUGUUUCCAUGUUGUUUGACCCCAAAGGGCCUGUUUCGAUGCUCUUUGACUCCAAAGGACCUGUUUCCAUGUUGCAUGACCCCAAAGAGCCUGUUUCCAUGUUGCAUGACCCCAAAGAGCCUGUUUCCAUGCUGUUUGACUGCAAAGGGCCUGUUUAGAUGCUCUUUGACCCCAAAGGGCCUGUUUCCAUGUUGUAUGACCCCAAAGGGCUUGUUUCGAAGCUGUUUGAUCCCAAAGGGGCUGUUUCCGUGUUGUUUGACCCCAAGGACCUGUUUCCAUGACCCCAAAAGGCCUGUUUCCAUGUUGUUUGACUCCAAAGGUCCUCUUUCCAUGUUGUAUAACCCCACAGGGCCUGUUUCCAUGUUGUUUGACCCCAAAGGGCCUGUUUCCAUACUGUUGGACCCCAAAGGGUCUGUUUCUAAGCUGUUUGACUCUAAAGGGCCUGUUUCCGUGUUGUUUGACCCCAAAGGGCCUGUUUCCGUGUUGUAUGACCCCAAAGGGCCUGUUUCCAUGUUGUUUGACCCCAAAGGGCCUGUUUCCAUACUGUUGGACCCCAAAGGGUCUGUUUCUAAGCUGUUUGACCCCAAAGGGCCUGUUUCCGUGUUGUUUGACCCCAAAGGGCCUGUUUCCGUGUUGUAUGACCCCAAAGGGCCUGUUUCCAUGUUGUUUGACCCCAAAGGGCCUGUUUCGAUGCUCUUGGACUCCAAAGGACCUGUUUCCAUGUUGUUUGAUUCCAAAGGGCCUGUUUCCAUAUUGUUUGACCCCAAAGGGCCUGUUUCAAUGCUGUUUAACGCUAAAGGGCCUGAUUCCAAGUUGUUUGGCUCCAAAUGGCCUGUUUCCAUGUUCUAUGACCCCACAGGGCCCGUUUCCAUGCUGUUUGACUCCAAAUGGCAUGUUUCCAUGUUGCUUGACCCCAAAGGUCCUGUUUCCAUGUUGUUUGACCCCAAGGGCCUGUUUCCAUGACCCCAAAAGGCCUGUUUCCAUGUUGUUUGACUCCAAAGGGCCUGUUUCCAUGUUGUAUGACCCCACAGGGCCUGUUUCCAAGCUGUUUGGCUCCAAAGGGCCUGUUUCUAUGUUGUUUGACCCAAAAGGUCCUGUUUCCAUGUUGUUUGACCCCAAGGGCCUGUUUCCAUGUUGUAUGACCCCACAGGGCCCGUUUCCAUGCUGCUUGACUCCAAAUGGCAUGUUUCCAUGUUGUUUGACCCCAAAGGUCCUGUUUCCAUGUUGUUUGACCCCAAGGGCCUGUUUCCAUGACCCCAAAAGGCCUGUUUCCAUGUUGUUUGACUCCAAAGGGCCUGUUUCCAUGUUGUAUAACCCCACAGGGCCUGUUUCCAAGCUGUUUGACUCUUAGGCAUCCGUUAGUCUUGCGAGACCAUGGAUCUGCACCUGGAAGGUCUUCACUCUCCAGGAUGCGGGCCUGGGCAAGGUUGUAUGGAAGACCAGCAGUUGCCCAUGCUGCAAGUCUCCCCUCUCCACGACACCAAUGUUGUUCAAGGGAAGGGCAUUAGGACCCUUACAGCUUGGCACCAGUGUCGUCACAGAGCAAUGUGUGAUUAAGUGCCUUGUUCAAGGACACAACACAUGUUGCCUCAGCUGGGGCUUGAACUCACGACCUUCAGGUCGCUAGUCUAAUGCCUUAACCACUUGGCCACGUGCCCACACUAAAGGGCCUAUUUCCAUGUUGUUUGACCCCAAAAGGCCUGUUUCCAUGUUGUACGACUCCAAAAGGCCUGUUUCCGUGUUGUUUGACCCCAAAGGGCCUGUUUCCAUGUUGUUUGACCCCAAAGGGCCUGUUUCCAUACUGUUUGACCCCAAAGGGUCUGUUUCUAAGUUGUUUGACUCCAAAGGUCCUCUUUCCAUGUUGUACGACUCCAAAGAGCCUGCUUCCAUGUUGUACGACUCCAAAAGGCCUGUUUCCGUGUUGUUUGACCCCAAAGGGCCUGUUUCCGUGUUGUUUGACCCCAAAGGGCCUGUUUCCGUGUUGUUUGACCCCAAAGGGCCUGUUUCCAUGUUGUAUGACCCCAAGGGCCUGUUUCCGUGUUGUUUGACCCCAAAGGGCCUGUUUCCAUGUUGUAUGACCCCAAAGGGGCUGUUUCCAUGUUGUAUGACUCUAAAGGACCUGUUUCUAUGUUGUAUGACACCAAAGGGCCUGUUUGCAUGUUGUUUGACCCCAAGGGCCUAUUUCCAUGACCCCAAGGGCCUGUUUCCUUGACCCCAAAAGGCCUGUUUCCAUGUUGUUUGACUCCAAAGGGCCUGUUUCCAUGUUCUUUGACUCCUAGGCAUCCGUCAGUCUUGCAAGACCAUGGAUCUGCACCUGGAAAGUCUUCACUCUCCAGGACGCAGGCCUGGGCAAGGUUGUAUGGAAGACCAGCAGCUGCCCAUGCUGCAAGUCUCCCCUCUCCACGACACCAAUGUUGUCCAAUGGAAGAGUAUUAGGAUCCAUACACCUUGGCACCAGUGUCAUCGCAAAGCAAUGUGUGAUUAAGUGCCUUGCUCAAGGACACAACACACGUUGCCUCGCCUGGGGCUCGAACUCACGAUCUUCAGGUCGCUAGUCCAAUGCCUUAACCACUUGGCCACGUGCCCACACUAAAGGGCUUGUUUCCAUGUUGUUUGACCCCAAAGGGCCUGUUUCCAUGUUGUUUGACCCCAAAGGGCCUGUUUCCGUGUUGUUUGACCCCAAAGGGCCUGAUUCCAAGUUGUUUGUCCCCAAAGGGCCUGUUUCCAUGUUGUACGGCUCUGAAGGGCUGUUUUGAAGCUGUCUGACUCCAAAGGUACUGUUUCCAUAUUGUAUGACACCAAAGGGCCUGUUUGCAUGUCGUAUGAACCCAAACAGCCUGGUUCCAUGUUGUUUGACCCCAAAGGGCCUGUUUCCAUGCUGUCUGAUUUCUUAAGUGCCACCAUCUCCAUCAACAAACAGGAAAAAGGAAUUUAGCCUCAUACUUAUCAGAUAAUUUCACCCACUGAAUCUUACUCUCCUGAGUUGUCAGAACCGUAAAGUGUAGUACUGAUAAAUGCUGUUGUAAAAAAGUGUGGGAGAAUGGGAAAUAAACAUGGGUUGAGAUAAAAAUCAUGGACUUUCUCACAAAACAGAGGAGCAGAGUGAAGUGGUUAAAUGAUUUCUUCCUAAAUAUAUGUUUGAAUGUGGUAUCCAACAGAAGAGAGGUUAAGUAGUGGUCAGAGUCCCUCAAGAACAUGGCAGCUGGGGAUUUAUAAUCACUGGUAUAAAUUUAUGCUUGUCUUGUGAAUGUUGUGACUCUGAUGUGAUGUGAUGCUGCGGUAAGUUUUUCAUCGCACCUGUGAGGAUUAUGUACUUAUGCAUAUGGUAAAAAACUUGACAAUGACUUUGGGCAUUUGAAGAGCUCGUUGGGUGGAGCUUUGCAAUGGCACCCACCAUCACCCAGUCAGGUAACCCUGGACCACAGCCCAGUCAUCAGUGUAUGGGUGAGGGUGUCAGUGCGUAACUGUGGAGGGGGUGUGUAUUGCUCUGUUAGAACUGCCAUCCUUUUGGGGAAAAUGUUAAGACAAACUUGUUCUGACCUUCUACAUGGACAUUGCUGACCCCACAGCGAUAUUUAUCCUGAUUCUCCUGGUACCAACAGAUAUCACUUUUAGACCAUAAGACCUAGAAGCUGAAUGAGGCCACUCGGCCCACGAAGUCUGUUCGGCCAUUCCAUCAUGCCUGAUUUACUAUCUCCCUCAACGUUAUUCUCCUGUCUUUGGUGCCCUUACUAAUCCAGAAACUAUCAAUCUCUCCUUUAAAUAUACUCAGUGACUUGGCCUCCACAGCCGUCUGUGGCAAUGGAUUCCAUAGGUUCACCAGCCUCUUCUAAAGAAAUUCUUUCUCAUCUCUGUUCUAAAGGGACAUCCUCUAUUCUAAGGUGGCGCCUUCUGUUUCUUGACUCCCCCCACCGUUGGAAGUAUUCUCUCUACAUUCACUUCGUCUCGGCCUUUCAAAUUCAAUAGUUUUCAAUGAGAUCCCCCUUCCUCACCCCCCAAUUCUUCUAAGCUCCAGCUACCACAGGCCCAGAGCCAUCAAACGCACCACAUAUGUUAACCCUUUCAUUCCCGGAAUUGUUCUUGUGAACCACCUCUCUGAUGCCAACACAUUCUUUCUUAGAUAACGUGCCCAAUUCUACAAGUGUAGCCUGACCGAUGUCUUAUCAAGCCUCAGCAUUACAUCCUUGCUUUUAUAUUCUAGUCCUCUCAAAAUGAUUGCUAAAUCGUUUUAAAGCCUUGUUUGCUCAAGCAGGGACCCAGAAUUAGUCACAAUACUCCAUCCUAACCAGUGCUUUACAAAGGUUUGAAUAACUUGUGUCAUAUUCUACACUUUCAUUCAUAAGGCUGUUCUUGCAUGCCUUCCCAACUUAUGGUCUCAGUGUCCAAGGCUUGGACACACAUCCUCAUCGCUUUUCCUCCACCCUCUUUCGAAUGAUACUAUUUGGCUUACACUGCCUGCCCUUCAUCUUACAGAAGUGAAUCACUUCUCAGGCCUAAUGCAGUCUCCCAGCCAUAAAUCUUUCUGCUUUCCUUGUUGAGUUCACUUGCCACCAGAAUGCCUAUAUCUGGCAUCUGGCGUAGGAGUCUGGCUCAACACUCUUCGUUGCUAAACACAUUCUGAAAUAACCUUUCAGUUUUGUGACACUGCUUUUGACAGCCAGGUAUGGGCAUUAAUGCACAGGAAUAAAACAAGGCAACCCUAACAGCGGCCUUGGGGAAGAGGGAGAGGACUAGCAGUCUACAGCCUGACAGCAUGAAGAUUGAAUUCUCCUUCUUCUGGCCACGAACUUAUCAAUCACCCUCGUAGAGGAAACAUCUGAGAAUGUGGAAGACUCACUGUGCAACAUACCUGGGACAACAGAAUUUGCUCUGCAGCUGGAUGAGUCAACCUCGCCAGGCAACAAGUCUUUGCUUCAUAAAAGAUGAAAGCAUGGUUCAAGAAUUGUUACUUGCAAGGGGACGAGAAACAGAUAUGAAAGGGAAUUCAACAUUUCAGGUUUUUGAGCAAUUUUUCCAAUGAGAAAGACAUUCCGCUCACCAACGUUCUUGCCUGUGCAACAGACGAGGCAUCAUCAAUGACAGGACACCACCUUGGGUUAUUACUUUCUUGAAAAAAGCUGUACCUAACA